AUGCUCUGCCCUGCUGCCCUGCAGGUGUCCCUGCUCUCKGCCGCCCUCCUGCUCCUGUGCUGCGGCAUCCCGGAGACGGAGCAGAACAGCUACUGCCAGCAGAUCAUCACGCCCGACCACCUGGCCCAGCUGCAGGAGCUGGCUGACACACAGAUGCUGCACCCGGGCAGGGUCUCCUUCACCUUCAUCCAUAAGGAGCAACUGAAUGAUUCCAUCUGCUACGUGAAAGCCGCCUUUCCCUUGCUGGGGGAGCUGCUGGGCCGGACGGUGUUCAAGGAGAACUCGUCCAACGCCAGGAGGCUGCAGGUGGUGCAGCGCAUGUACAGCCGCAUCGACGAGAAUGUGGACCCCUGCAUCCGCGAGGAGGACGACGAGGAGAGAGAGCUCUCGCAGAACUGCCUGGCCGAGUUCAGCACAUCACCCUACGAGAUGCUGGUGCUGGUGAAGCGCUUCUUCGAGGAGCUCGCCGUGCUGCUGCAGCGCCAAGAGACCUUCGCCAAGGACUGCAGCCACGUGUACCGCGCGCGGUGCCCGUCGCCCCGGCGUCCCACCGCCUCGGCACCGGGUGUGGGGACAGAUGCCGCUGGCCAUGAGCUGUCCCCUGCCCUCCCUCCYGCCACGCAGCACUCCCUCUCUGCUUCUAGCGCCCCGGUGCCUUCUGGCCACCCCCACGGUGCCCUGGCUUGGCCACCCGCCACCGCCGCCGACGGGGGCUCGGGGACCGAGGAGGAACUGGGCGCCUGGCUCGGGGCGCCCGCGUCGCCCAGUCCUGCCAUGCAAGCGCCGGCCGCGCUCCCAGAUGCUCCUGGCACGGCCGGCCUGGUGGCGGGGGACAUCUCGGCACCGCCCGGGGGCGUGGGGCUGGCGCAGAGGGCUCCCCAAGCGGGCACGGCGGCACCGGAGCCCCCGGAGCGCCACGGAGCCUCCGUCCUGCUGCCGGAGGAGGCUCCCGGCGAGGCCAGCGGAGCCGGGCAGCCUGUGGGGCAGGCGCCACAGCCAGUGGCGCGGCUCCGCGUGCCGCGGCCGCCGGCAGCUCCGGAGCGGCACGCCGGCGCCUGGGGCCCGAGCGGCCCGCGCGAGCGCCACGCCGGCGGCCCCAGCGCUCACUCCCGCUUUGUCCCGAGCGCAGAGCAGCGCCGCAAGGAGCCGCGAGCCGCCGCGAGCCGCCGCGCGCCCCUGCUCGCCAGCGCCGUGGCCAGCGCCGUGGCUGUGCUGCUCGCCGUGGGCGGGCUGCUCUUCUACAAGCGCAGGAUCCUGCGGCGGCGGCCACAGCAGAGUGAGCAGGACCCGGAGGAGCCGGAGCGCCGGGUCCGAGAGGGGCCGCGAUGCUGCUCGGGGACCCCCGAGCCGGUGCCGCCGGGCCGGUGA
Messenger RNA from Nothoprocta perdicaria, 1368 nucleotides. It is a transcript of the gene CSF1, whose product is annotated as colony stimulating factor 1. Bases 1 to 1368 code for a protein of 455 amino acids. The record is from RefSeq and is a predicted model, not a curated record. Gene Ontology annotation, molecular function: cytokine activity; growth factor activity. Gene Ontology annotation, biological process: positive regulation of macrophage differentiation; osteoclast differentiation. The transcript has 7 exons. Gene Ontology annotation, cellular component: membrane. Lineage: Eukaryota; Metazoa; Chordata; Aves; Tinamiformes; Tinamidae.